AUGAUUGAGGCGAUCACGAAGGCGGACCCUCUGUUCGGGCCGGGAGUAGAGGCCAUGCCGCGACCUCUCUCCUCCCACCCGGGGCAGACCUACGUCCGCAUUGUGGAGCAGCCCGCCGGGAAGGCGCUCAGGUUCCGGUACGAGUGCGAGGGUCGGUCUGCCGGCUCCAUCCCCGGGGUGAACAGCACCCUCGAGAGGAAGACCUACCCCACCAUAGAGAUAGUGGGAUACAAGGGGGAUGCGGUCGUCGUGGUCUCCUGCGUCACCAGGGAACAGCCCUAUAGACCUCACCCCCACAACCUGGUGGGUCGCGAGAGGUCGUGCGAGAACGGAGUGUGCACCGUGAAGAGGAGCAUCAGUGAGGAGUCACCGCAGGUGUCCUUCAGCAACCUGGGGAUACAAUGUGUCAAGAGGAAGGACAUCGCGGAGGCGCUCAAGACCAGGGAGAGGCUGAGGGUCGACCCCUUCAAGACCGGCUUCGGUCACCGCAACAAGCCGCAGAGCAUCGACCUGAACACGGUCCGGCUCUGCUUCCAAGUGUUCCUCCCUGACGAGCGGACCGGCAAGAUCAAGCACUCGCUGCCGCCGGUCGUGUCCGACGUGAUCUACGACAAGAAGGCCAUGAGCGACCUGGUCAUCAUGAGGGUCAGCCAGUGCUCCGACUUCGUGAAGGGCGGCGCCGAGAUCAUCCUGCUGUGCGAGCGGGUGACGCGCGAGGACAUCGCCGUGGUGUUCUUCCAGAAGGAGGGAGACAGCGUGGUGUGGGAGGAGAGCGCGCACAUCGUGCUCGUGCACAGGCAGUACGCCAUAGCCUUCCACACGCCGCCCUACAGGGACCAGGCGGAGACGGGACACGUGCAGGUGUAUCUCCAGCUGAAGCGGAUCUCGGACAACGCCCGCAGCAACGCCGUGCCCUUCGAGUACAUCCCGGAAUACCAAGGUACCGUCCGUAAGCCCGUCCCCGACCUUAGCGUCUUCUCUCUCCUCCUCUCACCCGACGGUAACAACAACGAAAGCAACAUAGCUGAGGAGACGCUCUCGGAGAAAGACGGGGCGCCGGCCGCCGAGCUGGUGACCUCCACCAGCGACGUCGAGCCCGCCCUGGACACCGCCAUGGACGUGGACUCCAACGAGAAGAGUCUGGACGACCUGUUGGAGCAGGUGGCCGAGCUCGACGAGAUAUACUGCGAGAACAGAACUAGAAUGGAGGCCGGGCCGAGGGACCACGACACGGACCCCGAGGAGUUCGACGACGCGGGCACCUACACCAGCCUGCAGCUGGCCUUCAAGAACCCCGUCACCAUCGCCGAGCCCGAGAACUACGAGGACGUGCAGCCGCCUGCGCACACCUACCGCGGACCCAUCAUCGAGUUCACGCCGCUCAAGCCCGAGGCGGAGGAGGCGCCGCCGCUGCCUCCCAAGAGGGUCCGGAAGACCAGCGAGUCCUUCAAGACCAGCCAGACCUCCGUGGACGGCAUCCUCAAGCCGGGCCGCCGUCUGCCGCUCACACGCAACCCUGAGGCGGCCGGCGGGACCGGGCCCGAGCUGACGACGGCCCGCAGCGAGCCCGCCCUGCCGCCCGCACCCAAGAAAAGAUCGUUCUUCUCGAGACUGUUCCGAAGAAGAGACAAGUCGCCCGCGCCCAGUGUCAAGUCCGAGGGCAAGCGGGAGGCGCGGGGCAGCCGGCCGGUUGGGCGGUCCGUGAGCAGCGUGUCGGGGCUGCGGCCGGCCAGGUUCAAGUCGUCCGCCUCGCUGAAGGACAGCGCGUCGCUGGCGUGCGCGGACAGCGUGACGCGCAUCUCUCUGCACGAGGACGAGCCGUCCCGCGCGCCCAGCGUGCCGGCCGACCUGCCGCCCGACGGGACCAUCCUGGUGGCGGAGAGCGUGCUCGCUCUAGACGCGGACUCGUUCCGGCGCCUGCGGGACGACCUGGAGCUCACAGAGGCGGAGCACUACGCGCUGUACAUGGCCGUGGCGCCGCACGCCACCGCCUCCGAGUUCGACGACACCAGCUGCUACUACUCGCCCCAUAAGAGGUUGAAGAAGUUACCCUCGGUGUUGCAUACCUCCUACGACACAGACAGAAACUACCAAGGGGAUCAGAAGAUUAAAGCGGAACCCAGAGAUAAAACUCCCCCCCACAACGCGGCCAGCCCCCUGCGAGUGUUCUCUCCGCACUAUGAACAGGAACAGAUGCAGCAAGACCACUACCAGCAGCAGGCCUGGGGAAUGCAAGGCGGUUUAAACAUGGCCGGGCCGAGCCAUAUCAACUACGGGCAGGACCUGCAGUGGAGUCCGAACUACGUCCAGCUAGGGUCCAACCUCCAGCCUCUCUCACCCAACAUGACGACCCUGACCUCCAACAUGCAGCAGAUGUCCAGCCUGCAACCUCUGUCACCGAAUAUGCAAAGGAUGUCCCCGAAUAUGCAGGCUAUGUCCCCGAAUAUGCAGGCGCUAUCGCCCAAUAUGCAAGCGAUGUCUCCAAAUAUGCAAGCCAUGUCUCCGAAUAUGCAAGCCAUGUCUCCGAAUAUGCAAGCUAUGUCUCCGAAUAUGCAAGCCAUGUCACCCAAUAUGCAAGCCAUGUCACCCAACAUGCAACCCAUGUCUCAAAACAUGCAAGGCAUGUCUCAAAACAUGCAGGGCAUGCCGCUGGGUAUGUCUCCGUUGCUGGAGCCGCUGGGCGAGACUCUGACGUCAUCGGAGCUGUCCGGAUUUGCCGCGCUACUGGAUCGAGGACCCGACCUUAGCGACAGUCUCAACCGCCUCUCCACUGGCGACCUCUACCCCAUAUGUAGCGGAGACUAG
Molecule: messenger RNA, 2805 nt
Organism: Danaus chrysippus (African queen)
Lineage: Eukaryota; Metazoa; Arthropoda; Insecta; Lepidoptera; Nymphalidae
Source: the annotation of a GenBank genome assembly